AUGGCCACCGAAUGCAAACACAGCGCCACAAUCCUCGAACAACAAUGUCACUCGACAGAGUUUGAAGGCCCCUCUGCAUCCACCAAUGUGCACGCCGCAGUAUACCCCAGCGUGCAUGAAAAUCGAGUCCCACAAUCCGUAUUCUCAAUCAUCGAACCACCAGCGCCACAUUCAUCCAUCACAACGCACAUUCUAGACCCGGCGCCCACUGACAUUUUUCCCGAUGGCGGUCUUCGCUCAUGGAGCGUGAUCAUGGGAUCAUUCUUCUUGCUGAUGAGUACAUAUGGUUUAAUGAACUCCACAGGUGUGCUGCAAAGCUACUUUGCGACGCACCAAUUGGCAGAUUACUCUACUAGCGCCGUGGGCUGGAUCCCCGGCGUCUUCUUAUUCUUUGGCUUGGGUCUAAGUGCUCAGGUUGGAUCAAUGUUUGACCGGUAUGGCCCGACAGGGAUUCUGAUCACGGGUGCUGGAUGUUAUGUUGCAGGCCUGUUGCUUUUGGCCGAGUGUCGGCUGUACUGGCAUUUCAUUUUGACAUUGGGAGUGUUGACGGGGACGGGGUCCGCACUUCUGAGUACCGUUGCCUUGGCGGCGGUACCGCAUUGGUUUGACAGGAAGGUGGGAAUGGCCAUGGGAGCUGCUAUGGCCGGUGGUGGAGCUGGGGGUGUGGCGUUUCCGCUGAUAUUAAGGGCGGGAUUCACACAUUUGGGCUUCAAGUGGGCGAUUAGACUGUUGGCGUUGAUUAUUGCCAUUUUCUGUGGUCUGGGGAUCUUGUUGGUCAGGUCUCGUUUGCCGAAAGGUCGCAGUCGGUCGACUAUCAAUUUGCGAGCCUUUCAAGAUGCUCGAUUCACUUGGUUGACGUUGGGGACUUUCAGUCUGGAGCUUGAAGUGUUCGCGGGGAUUGGUCUAUACCCAACAUACGUUGUGAUGCAGGGUUUUAGCACCUCCACGAGCGUGAUCCUUCUAGCCGUUCUGAGCAUAUUUUCAACAGUUGGCCGGUUGAUGGCCGGUGGAAUCGCUGAUAAGUACGGGCGCAUCAACACACAAGCCGUUCUCAUCGCGCUCGGGGUUCUAGCGAUUUUCGUCAUUUGGCUACCGUUUGGGGACACGUUGCCAGGUCUGUAUAUGUUUAGCACGGUAUUUGGACUUGCAUCUGGCUCUUUUCUGAGCUUGGCACCGGCGUGUAUAGGACAGAUAUCUAAAGCGAGCGAAGUCGGAGGGAGAUUCGGUAUCUGCUACUCUAUUGUCAGCAUAGCAACCCUGAUCUGCAUCCCGAUUGGUGGUGAAAUGCUGCAAAAGGUGGGUAAAAGGGCGAUGGUUGGGUAUUUAGGAAGCGUGCUCAUCGUGGCAUUAGGCAUGUUCACCAUGGCACGGUGGGCAUGUCUUGGUUACCGGUGGAGAUGGCAGGCCAAGAUCUAA
Molecule: messenger RNA, 1416 nt
Organism: Penicillium verhagenii
Lineage: Eukaryota; Fungi; Ascomycota; Eurotiomycetes; Eurotiales; Aspergillaceae
Product: MFS general substrate transporter
Exons: 4
Coding region: 1-1416 (471 amino acids)
Biological process (GO): transmembrane transport
Cellular component (GO): fungal-type vacuole membrane
Molecular function (GO): transmembrane transporter activity
Source: RefSeq, a predicted model, not a curated record